Molecule: messenger RNA, 919 nt
Organism: Monodelphis domestica (gray short-tailed opossum)
Lineage: Eukaryota; Metazoa; Chordata; Mammalia; Didelphimorphia; Didelphidae
Gene: FKBP7
Product: FKBP prolyl isomerase 7
Molecular function (GO): calcium ion binding; peptidyl-prolyl cis-trans isomerase activity
Source: RefSeq, a predicted model, not a curated record
AACAAUGCCACGCGUCAAGAGCCUUGUAAGAGGGGGAAGAGUAUAGAAGAGAGUGGUCUUGGAGACGCCAGGCUAUUUAGGAAACCACGUAGGAAGUCAUGCAUUUUUCCUUUAAAUGCGUUCUUUUUUUGCAGGCUUUAAGCCUCUUUUCUUUCCUGGUUCAGGGACAAAAACUCGAGGAAAGUAUGGAAGAAGUAAAAAUAGAAGUUUUGCAUCUUCCAGAGAACUGUUCUUCCAAAAGCAAGAAAGGUGACCUCCUAAAUGCCCAUUACGAUGGCUACUUGACCAACGGAACCAAAUUCUACUGCAGCCGGACACAAAAUGAAGGUCACCCAAAAUGGUUUGUUCUUGGUGUUGGGCAAGUAAUAAAAGGCCUAGAUAUUGCUAUGACGGGUAUGUGUUCUGGAGAAAAAAGAAAAGUGACAAUACCUCCUUCACUGGCCUAUGGAAAGCAAGGCUAUGCACAAGGCUUGAUUCCACCAGAUGCAACACUGAUUUUCGAGAUUGAACUCUAUGCUGUGACCAAAGGACCCCGAAGCAUUGAAACAUUUAAACAGAUAGAUGUGGACAAUGACAAGAAGCUCUCUAAAACGGAGAUCAAUUAUUACUUGAAAAAGGAGUUUGAGAGAGAUGAUAAACCACGUGACCAGUCAUAUCAUGAUUCCGUGUUAGAAGAUAUUUUUAAGAAAAAUGACCAUGAUGGAGAUGGCUUCAUUUCUUCCAAGGAAUAUAAUGUAUAUCAACAUGAUGAACUAUAGCAUAUUGUUUCUAAAUUCAUUUGGCUAUUUUGUAUUAUCUACAAAAUUACUUUUAUUCAAAUUUUGUUUACUGAUUUUUCUUAUAAGACCACAUUUUGAUAUUUUCAAACAUAAUUUCUGAACCUUUUUGUAAAUUUAAUAAUAAAUGGUAACAUAUCCUA